Micropterus salmoides (largemouth bass) is the source of this 2199-nucleotide messenger RNA. RefSeq names its product heparan-alpha-glucosaminide N-acetyltransferase (gene hgsnat). NCBI's taxonomy places the organism in Eukaryota, Metazoa, Chordata, Actinopteri, Centrarchiformes, Centrarchidae. The transcript is spliced from 18 exons. The record is from RefSeq and is a predicted model, not a curated record. The coding region runs from base 43 to 1998 and encodes 651 amino acids.
CCCUUGUCGCUCCCCCUACACUGUCAAAACAAGGAAGGGGCUAUGGCAAAAAGGAAACUAAGGAACACCUCAAAAGACACAUCUUCAGUUGUAGGGGUGAAGGCAGGGCAGAAAGAAAUGACCCAACCAUAUCACUAUGAUAUGUUUACCUUUGCUGCCAUUGCUUUGGUUGUAGCCGUUUGCGUGGUUCCACUGACAGCUGAAAUAUCCAUCUCUGGCUUCCCUCAUCAUCAUCCGCACAUAGUCCUGAGGAUGGAUGAGGCAUUUCUGACUGUCAACAAUGAGCUGGACACUGAGGUGGUGGUGUCCUGGAUGUCAGAGCGCUGCUACCAGUGUUUGUACCAGCAGCUAGGGGUGGUACCUGCAGGGCCAAGUCCUGGCCAGCCCAGUUCAGUAGACUUCGUUGUGAGCACACAGCAUGGGAUUACACUACAGCUCAACAGCACUCCUAUCAACCUGGAACUCUGCACGGUUCCAUUCCACUUUGGAGAGCAUGGGAACUACUCUCUGUGGGUGAAAAAUCUGAACGACUCCUCAGUGGUCAACUGCUCCGUAGUAACUGAUGCAGACCCUGUCAACAGCUACAUACCAAUCUUGGUAGCUUUUCUUAUCUUUGCUGGGCUGGCCUUGGUGUCUGCCAUUGGAAAAACAUUAUUAGGGCUCGAUGUAGUGAGGGGUUUCCUCUUUCGAAUUGGCGGCUCCAUGGAGACAGAGAGGCUCAUCAACUCCGAACUGGGCUCCCCUGACAGGACAGUGGCAGCAGUUACUGACAACAUCCUCCCUCCACCACCCAGUCCCAGCAAGAGGCUGCGGUCUCUGGACACAUUCAGAGGUAUCUCUUUAGUCAUUAUGGUGUUUGUGAACUAUGGAGGGGGACGAUACUGGUUCUUUAAACACGAAAGCUGGAAUGGGCUUACUGUUGCAGAUCUAGUCUUCCCUUGGUUUGUGUUUAUAAUGGGGACAUCUAUCGCUCUGUCAAUCAACUCCCUGCUCCGUGCAGGCUCGACCCGCUGCUCACUGCUGAGGAAAGUUGUGUGGAGGAGCCUGCAGCUCUUCCUGAUUGGUGUCUUUGUCAUCAACCCAAACUACUGCCAGGGACCACUGUCUUGGGACAAUCUGCGGAUCCCAGGUGUGUUGCAGCGCCUGGGCUUUUCAUACCUAGCUGUAGCCUGCCUGGAUCUCUUGGUGGCGAGAGGUCAUCUUGACAUCCUUACAACGGAUGUUUGGUGGUCACCUGGCCUUGACAUCUUGCUGUACUGGCCAGCCUGGCUGUGUGUGCUUCUCUUAGAAAUCAUCUGGCUAUGCCUCACUUUCCUACUUCCUGUACCAGAUUGCCCAAUAGGCUACCUGGGUCCAGGUGGGAUUGGGGACAUGGGUCUCUAUGCUAACUGCACGGGUGGAGCGGCUGGUUUCAUUGACAGAUGGCUGCUUGGAGCAAACCAUAUCUACCAGACCCCCUCCUCACGGGUGACUUAUGCAACUCAUAUGCCAUAUGACCCAGAAGGUGUUCUUGGCAGCAUCAACUCUAUCGUCAUGGCUUUUCUUGGAUUACAGGCAGGAAAAAUAAUCUUACACUACAGAGAUCUCCCCAGAAGUAUAAUGUCAAGGUUUCUUAUAUGGGGUUUGUUUUUGGGAGGCAUAUCAGCAGUUCUGACCAAGUGUUCCACAGACCAGGGCUUCAUUCCUGUAAACAAGAACCUAUGGUCUCUGUCAUAUGUAACAACACUGGCCUGUUUUGCAUAUGUGCUGCUUGUGCUGGUGUACUACACAGUGGAUGUGAAGAAGUGGUGGUCCGGAGCACCUUUCUACUACCCUGGAAUGAACUCCAUCCUCGUGUACGUGAGCCAUGAAGUGUUUGAGGAGUACUUCCCCUUCCGUUGGCGCAUGGCCAACAGCCAAUCCCACGCGGAGCACCUCACCCAGAACCUUGUGGCUACUUCCUGUUGGGUCUUCAUCUCCUACGUGCUUUACAGAAAGAAGAUUUUCUGGAAAAUAUAGAAGUAGAGUCCCUAAAUGAAGGGACAGCGAAACCAGAGGACAGUGUUUACAUCAAAAUUGCUGGAGUUAAAAUCUGACAAUAUUAGGAAAGAGGAGACUGAUUUUUUAUUUUUUUUUUCUUGUCAAAACUAUGGUGGUUUUCUGUCUCUGAACACACACACAUAUAUAUAUAUAUAUAUAUAUAUAUAUAUAUAUAUAUAU